AUGGAAAAAAAAUUGCAGAAACUAAAAGAUCCAAGUGAUUUUGUUCAAACAAACGUUCCGGAACUAAAAGAUUUAGAUUCCUUGCUAAGAUGUCAUAUUUGUAAGGAUUUUUUGUCAAUACCGGUUUUAACACCCUGUUCACAUUCAUUUUGUUCCCUAUGCAUUAGGCAAUAUCUUAAUGUAUCAGGAAAUUGCCCUUUAUGUUUAAAUGAAUUACAGGAGUCUAUGUUAAGGAGUGAAUUUUUACUAGGCGAGUUGGUUAAUUGUUAUACAAAAAAGGUUAGGCAAAAGUUAUUGGAUAAUCUAAUGCCUCGAAAUGAUAAUACAAUAUUAAAAAGCAACAUUAUAGAUUUGGAUUCGCAAUCACCACAAUAUAUUACAAAAAAAAGAAAAACCAGUGCACUUGUAAACAACAAUAGUUACCCCAAAAAUGGAAUUUUAUCAAUGUUUAAAACUAAGAAAGAACACAAGUUUUUGCCUGGUAAUAAUCUCGGAGAUAUUAACAAUAAAGAUACUACUCCAGGUAAAUCGCAAUGCCCAAUAUGUUCUGUGGUGUAUCCCAUAGAUUAUUUACAAACAACUCACAUCGACGAAUGUUUGCUACAUCCUAAAAUGAAAACUACAAUAGAAAUCAUAGAAGAUGACAAAGAAGAAGUAAAAGUUAAUACAAUUUUGAAAGGCAAUGAUGUUACAAUUGACAAAGCUAAAUCAAAUGGCCCUGAAUCUAAUGUUAUUGCUGUUAGUCAAAAUGAAACAACACCUACUGUAGAAACUCCUUUUUUAAAUAAGUAUUUGGAUUCUGCAAUCACUACCACAUGUUUAAAUGAUCAAAAUCGCAAGAAAAAGCUUGGUAAAUUGGAUGUUUUAAAUAUAUCCACAGCUGCGUUGAAAUCCAAAUUACUUGAUCUAAAAUUACCAACACAUGGUUCAAGACAACAAUUGAUUAAUAGGUAUAAUUAUUAUGAACUUUUAUGGAAUAGUAAUUAUGUUGACUCUUUGCAACCUACCACUGAACAAGAUUUGAAGAUGAAACUAUUAAAUUGGGAAAAAACUCAUAAUCUGGGUGUGGGGGAUGGUAAUAAUAACCACAAUGCUGUUACUAUGUUUACAAAUAAUUCUAACAAUAGUAUUCCUACACAAGAGCAUUCCAUUUUUUCGAUUUUACAAAAUAAAAGGGGAAUUAUAGAUAUCAAAUCUAAGAAAUUCAGUAGAAAAGAUUGGGCUAUAAAAAAUGCCACCGCCUAUAGAGAAUUGAUAAAAGAAGCAAAAAGUAGCAUGCUGACAGCAAAUGAGAAAAAACGGGAAGCAGUUUCUGAGUUAAACGAAGAACGCAGUGAACUUAAAGGCAAGCAUCCUAACCCUCAAGUUAAUUUACUUUGUAAAAAUAAUAAGAACGAUACACAUCAAGAACUAGAACAUUUAUUAAGUUCAAGCGAAGAAGAUGAGUGA
This is a messenger RNA of Saccharomycodes ludwigii, 1449 nucleotides long. RefSeq names its product E3 ubiquitin-protein ligase RAD18 (gene RAD18). The coding region runs from base 1 to 1449 and encodes 482 amino acids. NCBI's taxonomy places the organism in Eukaryota, Fungi, Ascomycota, Saccharomycetes, Saccharomycodales, Saccharomycodaceae. Gene Ontology annotation, cellular component: Rad6-Rad18 complex; nucleus. The record is from RefSeq and is a predicted model, not a curated record. The transcript has a single exon. Gene Ontology annotation, molecular function: ubiquitin protein ligase activity; single-stranded DNA binding. Gene Ontology annotation, biological process: DNA damage tolerance; protein monoubiquitination.